Messenger RNA from Bombina bombina (fire-bellied toad), 5616 nucleotides. Its product is annotated as ubiquitin carboxyl-terminal hydrolase CYLD. The record is from RefSeq and is a predicted model, not a curated record. Bases 243 to 2591 code for a protein of 782 amino acids. Gene Ontology annotation, cellular component: cytosol. Lineage: Eukaryota; Metazoa; Chordata; Amphibia; Anura; Bombinatoridae. The transcript has 14 exons. Gene Ontology annotation, biological process: protein K63-linked deubiquitination. Gene Ontology annotation, molecular function: cysteine-type deubiquitinase activity; K63-linked deubiquitinase activity.
GAGCUGCUGUCGUGUCUGUAGCAGACAAGGAAGUUAGCUCCUUAAUGGUCAGGCCAUUUACGUCCUUUUCCAAGCAGGACAUGAGCCGUUUGAGAUGGGAUUUAGGAUUAGCUUUGCUGCAAGAGGAUUAGGGGCAUUAAUGACACCAAGCCCUGUGUUAGCUGUUGAGUGCAUUGUGUGUGCAGGUCACUGAGUCUGUUCUCAUUUUGUCAGGUCCGUCUACAGACAAGGCUCUCAGCAUAAUGGCCCAGCACACCCGAGAGAUAGAUGACCUGCUUAUGUACUUCAUCCUGCUGGAAAGCUUCCCUGUAGGGGCCCAUACAGUAGAGGCCGGCAGGUUGUGCUUCAUGAGUGAAGAGGCUUAUGUCCAGCACGUGGCAAGUGACCACCCUUCUCCGCACUGCCUCCGAGUCAAUGUGCUAGGGGAGAACAACGCCACGGAGGUAGAUGUUAACGUCCUGCAUCCGUUAAGCACUAACCAAGCUGCUCUACUGCUAGCGGUGAAGAACUCUGCAGAGAGGCUCAACUGCUUCCUAGAGAGGGGUCUACUGGAGCACGCGCUACUCGCAAAGGUGGGACAACAUGUUCUGGCAGAGCACGAGCAGAGCAUAUACCCAGCCCUCAUUCACUUUAUUGGGAACAUCUCUGACAACUGUAUACUUCCCCCUGUGUACUUUGGUGUGGAGCUAGAGGGUGAUGGUGAAGGUAAAGGCCAAAACAGCGGCUCCCAUAAAGACACAGCAUUCUUCAAGUGCAAGAAAAACAGCGGCCUUUUCCUUCCCUUCAACAAGAUCAUUUUCACAGGACCUUUGCCGUACUCUGAUGUAAGCGCGUCAUUCGCCAAGACCGAUGUGAUCAGCCCAGUAAAAUCUGGGGAUAAAGUUGCGUUUUAUGUUGAAAACACCUUAAAACGAGGUUUAGUUAUGGCUACCAGCAAUCCGGGCUCGGACAGCUGUGUGGAGGUUCUAAUGGAAGAUGGGCCGAUAGAUGAUGUUUUAAAAAUUCCCCUGGUCUCUGUCAUGAAGGAAGAGGCACCGCCGUCAGAGCUUCAUACUGAUUCAGUCCUGCAUGGAAAAUCACCUAUAAGCCACAGCACAAGCAACGGGGAGCAGAAAAAAGAAGAUAUUGAUCAAAGACAUUUGGAAGUCAAUUCUAUGGUGCAGAUCCAGUAUAAUGAAAGGGAUCUGGUUUAUGGAACCAUCCGAUGGUUGGGUCAUCUGCCUGAAAUAGAAGAUUUAAUGGCUGGGGUGGAACUAGAAGAUGGAAAGGGCUACACCGACGGCACAUUGAAGAAUCAUCAGUAUUUCUCCUGCACACCUAAACAAGGCAUAUUUGUGAAGCUCAAAGCCUGUAAACCAGACCCUCGCUUCCUGCCCAAGAUGAAUUCUUUACCGAUGAGCCUCGACCCCAGCACAAACAGUCUGUGUGUAGCUGCUAGUCACAAGAUUAUGGAGAAGGUGCCUCCUCUUCAUGGUGGUGCAGCAGUGGAGAUGCUAAAGGGACGAAUGAAGGGAAUCCAGGGACACUGCAAUUCCUGUUACAUGGAUGCGGCUCUGUUCAGUCUCUUCUCCUGCAGCUCAGUGCUGGAUUCUUUACUCUUCAAACCCUCGUCCAUCACUGAUGGGCACAUCCAGAGGAUCCUGCGAGAGGAGAUUGUCAACCCCCUGCGCAGGAUUGGUUACGUCCCCGCUAGUAGCGUGAUGAUGCUCAGACAGCAGCUGAAGCAGGAGAGCCAGUGCGACAGCUUUACCACGUCUGAAAAAGACCCAGAGGAGUUUCUCAAUCUUAUUGUGCAUCGUAUCCUGGGAAUGGAGCCUCUUCUGAAACUCUGCUCAAAGGAUCAGAGUGUGCAGGCCUCUUACUGUUACCAGAUCUUUAUUGAGAAGCAGCAGACACUGACCAUACCUAAUGUUCAGCAGCUUCUGGAGCACUCAUUCCACCACUCCAACCUGAAGCUGGCCGAGGUCCCAUCCUGCUUCAUUAUACAGAUGCCUCGCUUUGGAAAAGACUACAAGAUGUUCAGUAAAAUUAUCCCGUCUCUAGAGCUGGACAUCACAGAUCUGCUGCAGGACAGCCCCAGGGAGUGUGUUGUGUGCGGGGCGUUGGCCACUAAAGAGUGCUCUGAAUGCUUUAAAGACAAAGUUCUCUCCGAGUCUGGGCUCAAGCAUUAUUGUGAUGUUUGCGCUAAACAGGUGCAUUCACACCACAAGCGCAGGACGCACAGGCUGACCUCUCUACAGAUACCUGUGGGCGUUCAGCAGGGGCAGACGCUGGCUCAGGUCCCCAGGGAGACACUGGAUCUGUUUGCUGUGUUGUGCAUAGAGACCAGCCAUUAUGUGUCAUUUGUUAAAUAUGGACCAGAGAAGGGCAGCUGGAUGUUUUUUGACAGCAUGGCUGACCGUUACGGUGAUGAGAAUGGCUACAACAUCCCAGAGGUCAGCUUGUGCCCAGAGGUCGCCAUCUACUUGGCCUCUCCGGUGAAGGAGCUGGCAAGUCAGAACCCCAGAGAUAUGAAAGGUGUGGCCAAGCGACUCUUCUGUGAUGCCUACAUGUACCUGUACCAGAGCAAGAGCAUGGCCCUGUACAAAUGACAUCUGGCUACUAGAGCACCACAAGUUUUGCUAAUAGGUGAAGAUGGUAUUGGAAGAGGUCAACUAAAAAGUGAUGUCUGGGCCUGUUUGGGAAAUAAAUGACCAACCAACACACCGUUCCUGCUUAUUACCUGCUGGCUACUUGCUUUACAAAUGUCUAGUACUGUAAAGAUUACAAUACUGAGCAGAAGUUGUCUGGAAGAUCUGGAACCUCACAGUCUCCUUUCCUUCAGCUUGUGUAGGGAGCAAACUAAGACUCCCGCUUCCCAUUGCCUCUUUAGUUCAUUACGAGUCCAAUUAAUCACUAUAGAUAUAUAGUGCUGUGAUUUAACCCUUCUACUAGUUUAUUUCUAUCAUCUUUGGGAAGUAAGGGGUGCUUUCAUUCUCAGAUCUUAAAAGUACACUCUAGUAUAAUAACAAUAUGCUUUAGUUCAUUUUGUUAGUAAUUAUAUGUUAACCUACUGCAAGUAAAAAAAAAAAAAAACAUAGUUAAAGUUGCACUGAGGGGCCCCAGCGGGUUGCUGCUAGUGGGCAUGACGUAGUCAGUUAGUUCAUCCGGAGCAGCAUAUGCACAUAGAGGCCUGUUAUCUGCCCUGCUUGGUGCCGCAGUGCAUUGCAGCUCUUGAGUGCACUUUAAUUAUUAAUAAAAAUUUGUUAUACCACAUCACUUUAUUAUUAUACCUUUAUACACAUUUAAGCUCAUUUCUGUGUCUCAGGUACAUGCCAACAUUUAAUAUGGUUAGAGUACUUACAUCCUAUGGCCCCUGGGUCAGGAGAGUGUGUCUAGUGGGUUUGCCACACCACAUGCAUACAGCUGUUACCCAGAAAUACCUCCUAUAACUCCUUAGUAUCACAACACACAGGCACACACAUACAAUCACAUAUACUCACACACAUUCAUAUACCCAUACAUACACACACAAAACAUGUGCACAAAUAAACACACACACAUUCAUAUACCCAUACUGACACACAGACACAAGCACAGUACAUACACACAACAAAAAUACCCACUUACAAUACACAUAUACACUUGUCACAUAGACACACACACACAUUCAUAUACCCAUACAUAGGUACACACGCACACAAUACAGACACAAGCACAGUACACAUACACACACUUAAUACGCAGAUAUACACACUUACAAAAGACACACGUACAGACACAAACACAAUACACACACUUAAUACAUACACAGAUAUACACACUUACAAUAGACACAUACAGACACAAACAUAAUACACAAUACACACACUUAAUACAUACACAAAUAUACACACUUACAAAAGACACACGUACAGACACAAACACAAUACACACACUUAAUACCAGAUAUACACACUUACAAUAGACACGUAAAGACACAAACAUAAUACACAUCAUAUGAUUAUACAUAUAUAUAUGUGUGUGUAGGAAUAUCUAUUUAGAAAUACUUAGAAUUUAUUCUGCUAUGUGCAGGACAUUGGAAUGUGAAAUAUUACAGUAAAUACACAGUAUAACACUUUAUUACAUAUGAAUAUUGCAUGAAUAUGUUUUUACUACUUGACAGCAAAGGGCUCCAAUGCAAUGUAUAUGUUUGUAUCUCUAUGUUAAAGCCCUUUGCAGCCUUUAUUUUCUAACACCUGAGACCUCAUAUCUUUGAGCCUUUAUAACUUUUGUGUUCAAUUUUUUGGAAUAAUUUUUAUUAGAUGGUGUUAUAAUGAGUAUAACUGUACUUUGCAAUUUAUUUUUGAUGUUUUUUGUGACACUUUUUAGUUUUGCAAAACAGUUAACCAGAGUUUUAAAGAUGCGGUAAUCAUUCUAGCGUAAAUCGCAAUUGCUCUCAAGUUAUCGUCUUUACUUUCCACUCGUAAUAUCAACGGUAAACCCAAAUUGUUAGCGCUCCAUACGUAAUCUGGCCCUUAAUACACAAAACCAAUACACAUAUACUGACACACAAAAAUCACAUAUUGACAUGCGCACACAUACAUACAUACAUACAUACACACAUAUCCAUACACAGAUACUUAAAUAGAAUACGCAUGCACACACAGGCACCAUACACACAUCCAUAGAUACAGAUACACACACGGCCCACAUACACAUGUGCACACACACAGACACAAUACAGAUACGCACAUAUAAUACACAAACACAAUACACAUCUCUAGAUGCAUACACAUACAUAAUAUACACAUACACACGUGCACACACAGACACAAUACACGUGCACACACAGACACAAUACAGAUACGCACAUAUAAUACACAAACACAAUACACAUCUCUAGAUACAUACACAUACAUAAUAUACACAUACACACACACAGACACAAUACAGAUACGCACAUAUAAUACACAAACACAAUACACAUCUCUAGAUACAUACAUAAUAUACACAUACACACGUGCACACACAGACACAAUACAGAUACGCACAUAUAAUACACAAACACAAUACACAUCUCUAGAUACAUACACACACAUAAUAUACACAUACACACGUGCACACACAGACACAAUACACGUGCACACAGACACAAUACACAUACACACAUAUAAUACACAAACGCAAUGCACAAAUCCAUAGAUAUACACACACAUAAUACACAAACAAAAUAUUCACACCCAUACACACAUAACUGUAAUACAAAAUUACAUCUCAUGGUGUAUUAAAUUCACAAGUGUGCGUUUCAAAUACCCCUCUGUUCUAGGUCACUGGUUUUCAUAAAUAUCAGGUUUGAAAACCAGUGGUCUAGGUGUAAUCGCCAUUUAACAGAAUGUAAUACCAGUUAUUUGUGAGGUCCAUGAAGUUAUUACUCUCUCUUUAGCCACUUCUUGACGUUUUAUAUCAUUAAUGAUAGUUAUUCCUGAUAUGCAAUGACAGUUACGUGUUUGUGGGUUUUGAGUCUUUUAUAUUUGUUUUAUUUAUACAAAUUUUUAAGCUUUUUUGUUAAUUUGCACUUUGUUAAAGAAGUUGAUAUUUCAGGGCUUUUGGAAUUAUUAAGCAUUUUUUUUGUAAAAUAAAUUUAUUUCAAUAAUA